UGUAUCCCCCAGAGCUCCAUGUAUAUAAGGUACGCGAUGCUCUCGCAUCUCUGCUCUACCCACCACUCAAUCCCAAUCCAAUCCAACACCUACGACAAUGAAGCUCCUUUCCCUGCUCCCGGUCAUCGCGGGCACCGCCCAAGCCGCCGUCCAAGGCUUCGACAUCUCGCACUACCAGAGCUCCGUUGACUUCGCCGGCGCCUACAGCUCGGGCAUGCGCUUCGUCUACAUCAAGGCGACCGAAGGCACGACCUACACCGACCCCAAAUUCUCUUCGCACUACACCGGUGCUACUAACGCCGGCUUCAUCCGAGGCGGAUAUCACUUCGCACGCCCUACCUCUUCCUCCGGCGCCGCGCAGGCGCAGUACUUCGUCGCCCACGGCGGCGGCUGGUCCGGCGAUGGCAUCACACUUCCCGGAAUGCUGGAUCUCGAAGGCGAUUGCGCGGGCCUCUCUACGUCCAGCAUGGUGAGCUGGAUUUCCAACUUCAGCAACGAGUACCAUUCUUUGACGGGACGCUAUCCUGUCAUUUACACGACGAACUCUUGGUGGACCUCCUGCACGGGUAACAGCGGAUCCUUCCACGAUACGUCGCCGCUUAUGCUGGCCCGUUGGGGUAGCUCGGCUGGUACGAUUCCGGGAGGUUGGCCGUACUAUACGAUCUGGCAGUACAAGGACAGCAAUGCGUAUGGCGGGGAUUCGGAUGUAUUCAAUGGCGAUGCGACGCAGUUGAAGAAGCUUGCUACAGGCUGAUUGGAUUGGAUGCAAAGGCCUAGCCCGGUGUCCUCGGUAGUCAGAAUACAUUCGUUCAUGCGGUUUUAUGUGCUUAGCCCUAGACUGCCCUCCCCAUAUCCCGCUCGUCAUCUUUACUCUUCCUGCCAUCGCUGCUCUCGUCAUCGUCUGAGUCACUGAGUAGGCCAUCCCAUGCAUUCUCGUCAACGGAAUCCGCGUCCUC
Trematosphaeria pertusa is the source of this 956-nucleotide messenger RNA. Its product is annotated as glycoside hydrolase family 25 protein. The transcript has a single exon. Gene Ontology annotation, biological process: peptidoglycan catabolic process; cell wall macromolecule catabolic process; carbohydrate catabolic process. NCBI's taxonomy places the organism in Eukaryota, Fungi, Ascomycota, Dothideomycetes, Pleosporales, Trematosphaeriaceae. The record is from RefSeq and is a predicted model, not a curated record. Gene Ontology annotation, molecular function: lysozyme activity. The coding region runs from base 98 to 754 and encodes 218 amino acids.